GCGACGCGCCGCCGCCCGGCCCGGCCUCGCCUCGGACGCCCCGCUCCGACAUGCCCCGCUCUGGCGGCCGGGCUCGCGGAGGAUCAUGACUGCGGCGGCGAACUGGGUGGCGAACGGGGCGAGCCUGGAGGAUUGUCACUCGAACCUCUUCUCGCUGGCGGAACUCACAGGAAUCAAAUGGCGUAGGUACAAUUUCGGAGGGCAUGGGGACUGUGGACCCAUAAUUUCAGCCCCAGCCCAAGAUGAUCCAAUCCUGUUAAGUUUCAUCCGCUGUCUGCAAGCCAAUUUGCUGUGUGUAUGGCGUCGUGAUGUCAAACCAGAUUGCAAAGAAUUAUGGAUAUUCUGGUGGGGAGAUGAACCCAACCUAGUCGGUGUAAUACAUCAUGAACUGCAGGUUGUGGAAGAAGGACUCUGGGAAAAUGGUCUUUCCUAUGAAUGUAGGACGCUGCUCUUCAAAGCAAUCCACAAUCUAUUAGAAAGGUGCCUAAUGGAUAAAAACUUCGUUAGGAUUGGGAAAUGGUUUGUGCGGCCCUAUGAGAAGGAUGAAAAGCCAGUCAACAAAAGUGAGCAUUUGUCCUGUGCUUUCACGUUCUUCCUUCAUGGGGAAAGCAAUGUCUGCACGAGUGUGGAAAUUGCCCAACACCAGCCAAUUUAUUUGAUCAAUGAGGAGCAUAUACACAUGGCUCAGUCUUCACCUGCACCAUUUCAAGUACUGGUAAGUCCUUAUGGCUUAAAUGGGACGCUAACAGGCCAAGCAUACAAGAUGUCAGACCCAGCCACUCGUAAACUGAUCGAGGAAUGGCAGUAUUUCUACCCAAUGGUGCUUAAAAAGAAAGAAGAAUUGAAAGAAGAGGAGGAGCUGGGCUAUGAUGAUGAUUUCCCUGUGGCCGUGGAAGUAAUUGUUGGUGGUGUUCGGAUGGUUUAUCCUUCAGCCUUCGUUUUGAUCUCUCAGAACGACAUCCCUGUUCCUCAGAGCAUCGUCAGUGCCGGAGGCCAUAUCACAGUUGGGCAGCAGGGACUCGGCGCUGUGAAAGACCCAAGUAACUGUGGCAUGCCGCUCACCCCGCCCACGUCUCCGGAGCAGGCUGUCAUCGGUGAGAGUGGAGGGACCCAGAGUGCCGCCAGUCAUGUGGGCUCCCAAGACGGUGGGAUGAUAACUAUGCACAGUCCAAAGAGAUCGGGGAAGAUUCCUCCAAAACUCCACAAUCACAUGGUCCAUCGAGUCUGGAAGGAAUGCAUCCUCAACAGAACCCAGUCCAAGCGGACUCAAAUGUCAACUCCAACUCUUGAAGAAGAGCCUGCUAACAAUCCUGCUACCUGGGACUUUGUGGAUCCAACCCAAAGAGUCAGCUGUUCUUGCUCUAGGCAUAAACUUUUAAAACGUUGUGCUGUGGGACCCAGUCGACCUCCCACAAUAUCUCAACCAGGGUUCAGUACAGGACCAUCAUCAUCCUCAUCUUUACCACCUCCUGCUUCUUCUAAGCACAAAACAGCAGAGAGACAGGAAAAGGGAGACAAGUUGCAAAAAAGACCUUUGAUACCGUUUCACCAUCGGCCCUCUGUGGCUGAAGAGUUAUGCAUGGAGCAAGACACACCGGGACAGAAACUAGGGUUGGCGGGGAUGGACUCCUCCUUGGAGGUGUCCAGCAGUAGGAAGUAUGAUAAGCAAAUGGCCGUGCCUUCCAGAAACCCAAGCAAGCAAAUGAAUCUGAAUCCUAUGGAUUCACCUCAUUCCCCCAUCUCCCCUCUGCCUCCAACACUCAGCCCUCAGCCACGGGGUCAGGAAACAGAGAGUUUGGACCCACCAUCCGUCCCUGUGAACCCAGCCCUCUAUGGAAAUGGGCUAGAACUUCAGCAAUUGUCUACUAUGGAUGACAGGACUGUCCUCGUUGGCCAAAGACUGCCUCUGAUGGCAGAGGUCAGCGAGACAGCCUUAUAUUGUGGGAUUAGGCCCUCGAACCCAGAGUCCUCGGAGAAGUGGUGGCAGAGUUACCGUCUCCCACCCAUCGAUGAUGCUGAGUUCCGGCCUCCAGAGCUCCAGGGUGAGAGAUGCGAUGCCAAAACGGAGGUAAACUCCGAGAGCACUGCGUUACAAAGACUCUUAGCACAGCCUAACAAACGGUUUAAAAUCUGGCAUGAUAAGCCCCAGAUGCAGCCACCCCACUUCCUCGACCCAUUGCCUCUAUCACAACAACCUGGAGACAGUCUGGGAGAAGUCAAUGACCCAUACACCUUCGAGGACGGCGACAUCAAAUACAUCUUUACCAACAAGAAAUGCAAACAAGGGACUGAGAAAGAUUCCCUGAAAAAGAAUAAGUCAGAGGAUGGAUUUGGUACCAAGGAUGUCACUACACCAGGUCAUUCCACGCCGGUGCCUGAUGGGAAAAAUGCCAUGUCUAUUUUCAGUUCUGCUACUAAAACAGAUGUACGGCAGGAUAGUGCUGCGGGCAGAGCCGGCUCCAGCAGCCUUACCCAGGUGACAGAUCUGGCCCCUUCCCUGCAUGACCUAGACAACAUCUUUGACAACUCCGAUGAGGACGAACUUGGGGCUGUGUCGCCUGCACUGCGCUCAUCCAAAAUGCCUACAGUUGGAGCAGAGGACCGGCCUCUCGGGAAGGACGGAAGAGCUGCUGUUCCUUACCCACCAACAGUUGCAGACCUGCAAAGGAUGUUCCCCACCCCGCCUUCUUUGGAACAGCAUCCUGCUUUCUCCCCCGUGAUGAGCUACAAAGAUGGGGUCAGCUCCGAGACGGUGACAGCGUUGGGGAUGAUGGAGAGCCCCAUGGUCAGUAUGGUUUCAACCCAGCUCACCGAAUUCAGAAUGGAAGUGGAAGAUGGACUAGGAAGUCCCAAGCCAGAGGAAAUAAAGGACUUUUCAUACGUGCACAAAGUCCCAACUUUUCAACCUCUCAUGGGAUCCUCCAUGUUUGCUCCACUGAAGAUGUUGCCGAGCCAGUGCCUGCUACCUCUGAAGAUGCCCGAUGCCUGUCUGUUUCGGCCUUCCUGGGCAGUUCCUCCAAAAAUCGAACACCUGCCCUUGCCACCUGCGGCCUCUUUCAUCAGAGACGGCUACAAUAACGUGCCUAGCGUUGGGAGCCUCGCAGACCCGGACUAUCUGAACACGCCACAGAUGAGCACGCCCGUGACGCUCAACAGUGCGGCCCCAGCCAGCAACAGUGGAGCAGGAGUGUUGCCAUCCCCAGCGACCCCUCGCUUCUCUGUCCCCACACCACGAACCCCCAGGACCCCAAGAACUCCCCGAGGGGGCGGCACUGCCAGUGGUCAAGGGUCUGUUAAAUACGACAGCACUGAUCAGGGGUCACCAGCCUCCACCCCCUCUACCACACGGCCCCUUAAUUCUGUGGAGCCGGCCACCAUGCAGCCCAUCCCGGAAGCCCACAGUCUCUACGUCACCCUGAUCCUCUCCGACUCCGUGAUGAACAUCUUUAAAGACAGGAACUUUGACAGCUGCUGCAUCUGUGCUUGCAACAUGAACAUCAAAGGGGCAGAUGUGGGACUUUACAUCCCGGAUUCUUCCAAUGAAGACCAGUACCGCUGUACCUGUGGGUUUAGUGCGAUCAUGAAUCGGAAGCUCGGCUAUAAUUCGGGACUCUUCCUGGAAGAUGAGUUGGAUAUUUUUGGGAAGAAUUCCGAUAUCGGUCAGGCUGCGGAGAGGCGCUUAAUGAUGUGUCAAACUACCUUCCUUCCUCAGACGGAGGGAGCCAGGAAGUCCCAGGAGCCACCUAUAAGCCUUCUCCUCCUCCUCCAGAGUCAGCACACACAACCCUUCGCUUCCCUCAGCUUCCUGGACUACAUUGCCUCCAACAGCCGCCAAACGCUUCCUUGUGUCAGCUGGAGUUACGACCGGGUGCAAGCCGAUAAUAACGAUUACUGGACGGAAUGCUUUAAUGCCUUGGAACAAGGCCGGCAGUACGUGGAUAAUCCCACAGGUGGGAAGGUGGACGAAGCUCUGGUGAGAAGCGCCACCGUGCACGCUUGGCCUCACAGCAACGUGCUCGACAUCAGCAUGCUCUCCUCCCAGGACGUGGUCCGCAUGCUCCUGUCCCUGCAGCCCUUUCUCCAAGAUGCCAUCCAGAAGAAGCGCACGGGCAGGACCUGGGAGAACAUCCAGCACGUGCAGGGACCACUCACCUGGCAGCAGUUCCACAAGAUGGCAGGCCGGGGCACCUACGGUUCUGAAGAAUCUCCUGAGCCGCUGCCUAUCCCCACCCUGCUGGUGGGCUACGACAAGGACUUCCUCACCAUCUCCCCGUUCUCCUUGCCGUUUUGGGAGCGGCUGCUGUUGGACCCAUACGGGGGCCACCGGGACGUUGCCUACAUUGUGGUGUGUCCAGAAAACGAGGCCUUGCUCGAAGGAGCCAAAACUUUCUUCAGGGACUUGAGCGCUGUUUAUGAGAUGUGUAGGCUCGGGCAGCACAAGCCCAUCUGCAAAGUGCUGCGGGACGGGAUCAUGCGUGUGGGCAAGACGGUGGCCCAGAAGCUGACCGACGAGCUUGUGAGUGAGUGGUUUAGCCAACCGUGGAGCAGCGAGGAGAAUGACAAUCAUUCCAGACUCAAACUUUAUGCGCAAGUUUGCCGCCAUCACCUAGCACCUUACCUAGCCACUCUGCAGCUCGACAGCAGCCUGCUGAUACCACCUAAGUACCAGACCCCACCAGCAGCCUCACAGGGACAGACGACACCUGGGAAUGCUGGGCCUUUAGCUCCAAAUUCAGGAUCAGCCGCUCCUUCCACUGGCAGUGCAUUCAACCCCACCUCCAAUGGUAGCUCUGCAAACCCAGCCGCGGGCAGCUCCGCAUCGGGUUCCUCUGUGCCACCAGUCUCGUCAUCCGCGUCUGCUCCCGGAAUCAACCAGAUAAGCACUACCUCUUCUUCAGGCUUCGCUGGUAGUGUUGGUGGACAGAACCCCAGCACCGGGGCCAGUUCUGCAGAGAGAACGCAAGGGACCGUGGGCUGCGGUGCGGACACUGAGCCCGGGCAGAGCUCCUCGCAACCCUCCCAGGACGGACAGGAGAGCGUCACAGACAGGGAGAGGAUCGGCAUCCCCACGGAGCCCGACUCCGCAGACAGCCACGCCUACCCUCCCGCUGUCGUCAUCUAUAUGGUGGACCCCUUCACGUACACCGCAGAGGAAGACUCCACUUCCGGGAACUUUUGGCUCUUGAGUUUGAUGCGCUGCUACACAGAGAUGCUGGAUAAUUUACCUGAACAUAUGAGAAAUUCUUUCAUUCUCCAGAUUGUGCCUUGCCAGUACAUGCUGCAGACAAUGAAGGAUGAACAAGUUUUCUACAUUCAAUACUUGAAGUCCAUGGCAUUUUCAGUGUACUGCCAGUGCAGGCGCCCCCUGCCUACACAGAUCCACAUUAAAUCCCUCACAGGAUUUGGGCCUGCUGCCAGCAUCGAGAUGACCCUCAAGAACCCAGAGCGGCCCAGCCCAAUCCAGCUUUACUCCCCUCCUUUUAUACUGGCCCCGAUCAAAGAUAAGCAGACAGAACUCGGGGAGACGUUUGGAGAAGCAAGCCAGAAAUACAAUGUGCUCUUCGUGGGCUAUUGUCUGUCUCACGACCAGCGCUGGCUCCUGGCCUCCUGUACAGAUCUCCACGGGGAGUUAUUGGAGACUUGCAUUGUAAAUAUUGCUUUACCAAACAGAUCACGGAGGAGUAAAGUAUCUGCUCGUAAAAUUGGACUACAGAAGUUGUGGGAAUGGUGCAUAGGUAUUGUUCAGAUGACAUCUCUACCCUGGAGAGUUGUAAUUGGGCGACUGGGGCGUCUCGGACAUGGGGAACUUAAAGAUUGGAGUAUCCUCCUUGGAGAAUGUUCACUACAGACAAUCAGCAAACGGCUCAAGGAUGUGUGCCGGAUGUGUGGAAUCUCUGCCGCAGACUCUCCUUCUAUCCUCAGUGCCUGCCUGGUCGCCAUGGAGCCCCAGGGGUCCUUUGUAGUGAUGCCAGAUGCUGUCACCAUGGGCUCUGUUUUUGGCCGAAGUACUGCACUGAACAUGCAGUCGUCACAGCUGAACACCCCUCAGGACGCGUCUUGUACACACAUCUUGGUGUUCCCAACUUCAUCAACCAUCCAGGUGGCUCCAGCCAACUAUCCCAAUGAAGAUGGGUUUAGCCCCAACAACGAUGACAUGUUUGACCUUCCAUUCCCGGACGAUAUGGACAAUGACAUUCGCAUCUUGAUAACGGGGAACCUCCACUCCUCUCCCAACUCGUCCCCCGUGCCCUCCCCGGGCUCCCCUGGCAUCGGCGUGGGCUCUCACUUCCAGCACAGCCGGAGCCAGGGCGAGCGUCUUCUCUCUCGGGAAGCUCCUGAGGAGCUGAAGCAGCAGCCUUUGGCCCUUGGGUAUUUCGUGUCCACUGCCAAAGCUGAGAAUCUCCCCCAGUGGUUCUGGUCAUCCUGUCCUCAGGCUCAAAACCAGUGUCCCCUCUUCCUGAAGGCUUCACUGCACCACCAUAUUUCUAUAGCACAGACGGAUGAACUUCUCCCUGCCAGGAAUUCUCAGCGGGUUCCGCAUCCUCUUGACUCCAAGACCACAUCUGAUGUUUUAAGGUUCGUUUUGGAGCAGUACAACGCGCUCUCGUGGCUCACGUGCAAUCCGGCCACCCAGGACCGGACCUCCUGCCUUCCCGUCCACUUCGUGGUGCUCACUCAGUUGUACAAUGCCAUCAUGAAUAUACUCUAAUGGAAAAGCACUUGUUCUCUCGGGCUCCGUUCCUUCCCCCUGCGACCUCAGUCCCAGGAACUGCGACCCUCUGCAAGUCUCCCGCCGCCUCUUCUCGAGACCACUCUCCACAGUCCCGCCCUGUGAUUCCGUCUCAGAGGCACUCGUCAUUUCCGCAGUGUUCAUUCAGAGUGACUCAUUGACACUUCUCCCACGGACCCGGACACCUCCACCCGCAGGGACUCUGCCAGUGUUAGGCUGCGCGCCGCCCCAGACCACUGGGCCACAGGAAGGCUUUUGGUUUUGUUGGUUUUCUUUUUCUUUUUUUUUUUGGUUGUUUUUCUUUUCUUUUGAAGAGGGAAAUGGACAAGACAGUUUCCUUUUGCACAAGAGUCUGUCUUCAGUCUCUGUUUAGAGUCAGGGUGCAUCAGCCCUUCGGAUGAAAUCCUCUGAUUAUUUGGUGUAUGGCCUGUGGGUUACCCGAACUCCAUAACCUGGGGACUCUUCUCAAAAUCAGAACCAGCCCAAGUACCUGCUUGCACGACGGGGUUUCUGCGGCGCGAGCGCUUCGAGACGUCACGCCUGUGUGUAGAUGCAGAAGGUCUGGAGACAUCUUCAUUUUGUUUAUUUAUUUCCUCUUGUUUCGUCGUAUGAUUUUUGUGACUUUCUUUUCAUUUUUUUUUUUUUUUUUUAAUUCGCAAGGACCAGGUACAGUAGCUGAAAGCCAGCUCAGACCCACCCUAGGACUCCGACUACAUACCUCUGGCCCCCGGCUGCAGCAGGAGUGAAAGCAGGGCAGGGAGGCCCUGCCUCGCGCGUGGUCUGCUCACAGCCCCCGGCCGUGGCCGGCUCGCGGCAGACUGGGCGGGCGCCCUGCCGUGUCCCCUAUUCAGAGCGGCAGCGCGCCCUGAAGGAUCCCAUUUUUCUAUACCGACGGCAGUCUCGCUCGCCCUGCGCCGUGGAGGCAAGUCCCUUCGUCAGUUUUAUAUCGUCACAAUGGAAAUAUAUUUUCUAAUGAAUUCUUGUCGGAAGCCAGGUCUCUCCUCCCGUGAUCUCAAAAGGGACUCAUGUACAUAUCACAAUCAAAAGUGUUUGCUCAUAAAAUCAGCUACGAAUAUCGUGAAUUUUUUUUUCUGGACCAUAGGAAUAUUAUUUCAAAUAAAUAUUACAAUUUAACCAUUAAAUUAGUACUUGAAGUUGAGCCUUUGUGCGGGACUUUUUAAAAUUUAAACACACAAAAAAAUGCCUUUUUAAAGCAUUAAUGGCUAACAAGUAUUUUAUGACUCCUCAUUCCAGGCCCGAGAGGGUGGUGUCUAAGACUCCGUUGCUAACCGCUCUGUGCUCUGUGCCCCGUCUGCGGCGGGCGCGCGCCCAGGCUCGCUUCCGACAGGCAGGUGAACCCCAGUCAUCUGUGGAGAGAAUCAUGCAAAUUUUAAAAGUUCUUCCAAGAGACUUCCAGAUCCUGGUUGUUAACAAAAAAAAAAAGAAAAAAAGAAAAAAAAUGAAAAAUGUAAUAAUUGAUAUGAUUUUGUAAAAGUAUUUUUCUUGAAAUAAUCUAACGUUUAAAACAUUAUAUUAAAAAAUUGUGUGGUGGGAAUGUGAAAACAGAGAAAUAACUUGUAAAUGAUAAUUUUGUUCUCUGUCCCACCAACCGAAGGGCGGGGGUGGGGUGGGGGUCUUUCGCAAUGUAUAGGUUAAAAAAAAAUCUGAUAUAUCAAACCAUUUGUAUCUAAUGUGUACAGUGUAAAAUUGACUUUAAAAAUAUUGCAGUGCUAUUUUUUCUUAAUCAGAAAGGAAAAAUUCUCAAGGCCUUUUGAAGAGCAUAAGAUGAUGAAGAUUGUAAACUUGUAUAAAAUUAUCUUGGUGAGAAGACAAAUUGUAAAGUAGAUAUUUGUAAUCUUUUACCACUUUGGGGUUGCUUUUUUCCCAGAAUUCAUCAGAAUUUUGAAUUUUUUUUAAAAAAAAACGGGCUGUUUUUAAUGCAGGGGCUUUUCUUCCCUAGAAACCCAAUUCUAAGCAAAAAGAAAAAAAAAACACAAAAAACAAAAAACCCCUACAAAAAUUUAAAAAAAAAAUAAGGCAGCAAAGGGUAGUUUUCAUCUGGUGUCUUUUAUUUAAGUUUUUUAAGUUAAAAGCUGGUGACAUAUUUAUACGUUUUUGUGCAAAAAUAAAUGAAUGGCAAUAGAUUUUAAAAAAUCUUAUUAUGUACUUCUGUGUGAGAAAGUCUGUAUAAUAUUUCCCUUAAAUAUGCAUUAUUUUACUUGUGAGUUUUUUACGGAAUUAAUCUGAAAUGUAAAAGCCCUGGAUUUGCUACAGAGUGAGAAGUUAUUUUAUUUUUCUUUUUAUUUUUAAUUUUGGAAAUUCUGCAGAAAUCAGAACUCUUACCAAGGUUUGAACUAAAAGGGGGAAGCGGGGAGGGAGGGGGCGGGUUGGCCGGCAUGCUUGUAUAUUUCAGAGCCUUUUUUAAAUGUAAAAGCUGUACAUUUCUGGGAAGUUCUGAAUUUCUUUUUGUUUCCUUUUUCCUUCAAGCAUUUUGCAGUGAGCUUCUUUUAUAUAUAGCAAACAAUUUGAAAGGAUACAAAAAUAUGUGAAGUUCAUUUUAAAAAAAAAAACUACAGUAUAGCGCUGGUACCGUACACUAAAAGACUUUGAUAAAAAGAAACAAUACUAAAAGGCCUCCAUUUUAAAUGUCAUUCAUAUAUACCUUGUGAAUGAGAGCUAUAUACUUUUACACACUUUUUUAGAGGAAUAAAUUAUUGAAUUACUGAAAUUUUGAGUGGCUUUUUUCCCCCCUCACAUCC
Sorex araneus (European shrew) is the source of this 9489-nucleotide messenger RNA. It is a transcript of the gene MED13L, whose product is annotated as mediator complex subunit 13L. NCBI's taxonomy places the organism in Eukaryota, Metazoa, Chordata, Mammalia, Eulipotyphla, Soricidae. The transcript is spliced from 31 exons. The coding region runs from base 86 to 6709 and encodes 2207 amino acids. The record is from RefSeq and is a predicted model, not a curated record. Gene Ontology annotation, cellular component: mediator complex. Gene Ontology annotation, biological process: regulation of transcription by RNA polymerase II. Gene Ontology annotation, molecular function: transcription coregulator activity.